ACACCACAGACAUGACUGCCGACCACCAAUCGGGAGGAGCUGUUCGUGGGAAUGUGAAAACUAAUGGAUGGUCUGCCAUUCCAUGGAAGUUCCUGAAAAUGUUGAAAAAUUACUGUCUAAAUACUACUAUUCAUGGGUUAAGAUAUUUUGUAGAAGAAGAUCGUCAUAUUGUCGAGAGGGCAUUCUGGCUGGUGUGCGUGGCCGUAUCGUGGGUGUGCGCCGUGCUGCUGGUGCAGGAGGCGUGGUACGCGUUCCGCUACAACCCCAUCAACUUCGUGGUGCAGCCUGCCGAGCCUGGCUCCGCCACGUCGUUUCCCUCAGUAAUCAUCUGCCCAAGGGACAACAGGCCUGUCAUAAAAAAAUUUACGAAAAGGUACCUUAAAACAAAAUCAAAAGUGGAUAUAUUCCAGUUUGGUGAUGCUCUUAAAGAAGUGGUGUACUUCACUGGGCGUCUAGCCAGCUAUAGGACAGUUUGCAUGAAGGAUAAUGUUUUUGACCCUGAUUCCAAGUGUUUUAGAAACAACUUUACGCAUCUGGUAUAUUCAUUGCAGAUGAAGUGCAAAGAUUUAUUCGAUACCUGUCACUGGAGAGGUGAAGAGAUAAAUUGCUGUGACAAUUUUUUGCCACUCCACUCAGACAGAGGAAUUUGCUUCGCCAUCAACAAUGUAAAUACAUGGAAAGAUGGACGACGGCCAAGCACUGCCAUUGAUAUGACUUCGAAUGGAACAACUAAGGAGCCAAGACUGGUAGUAAAAUUUAAGGAAAUUACAACGACUGAUUGGCCUGUGGCAUUUGUGAUGCCCAAAGAAGGUAUCCCUUACUACGGCAUCACUCAUUGGAAGUUCAUUGAAUAUCAGAAAAUGUACUUUCAACGCUACGUAAUUACAGAGGUUUACAAUGAUCACCUGGUACCAUCAGUGGACCCAGAAGUGAGACAAUGUAGAUUUUCAUGGGAAACUGAUGGACUGAAACAUUAUAAACGAUACUCGCACAGUAAAUGUAUUUUGGAGUGUAGGAGGCAAAAGGAACUAGAAAUUUGUGGUUGCAAUACUCCCUUGAUGCCAUUUGCAGAGGAGAAGGAUGUCUGUGACAUAGAGGGAUUGCUAUGUCACCACAUGACAGAAAAGUUAUAUAGGCUGAAGCCAAAAUCCAGCAAUGAUACAAAUGCUAUCUAUUGUCAAUGCCCCAGUGGAUGUGAAGAGCUUGAAAUAGAUGAGACAUUCAAUAGUGUAGUAGAAAGGAAAGACUUGGGAGACAUAGCCACAUUAGACAUUUCUUUGGAAAGAUCUUCAUCACUUCAUUACCGGAGAGUUGUAGUCCGUGGGAGUUUGGACAUGGUUGUGAACAUUGGUGGAACUCUGGGAUUAUUCAUAGGUGCCAGCCUGCUAAGCCUCGUUGAGAUAAUUCACUAUUUUGUGCUUCCCCUUAUUUUUGGUGUCAAAGAUACUCCAAAGACACCUGUUAAAACUACAGGUAUCACAAUGUUUAACCGACGUGUGAAAGCUCAAUACCAAAGACAUCUUCACAGUGUCCCCUCUAUGUUUUAUUAAUUAAUCUAGAACUGUUAAUUCUGGUCACAAAAUUAAUGUAAAUCUAUAUAAUAAGUCAUUCUAUAAGUUUAGUGUCUCAUGUUACUAACAACAAUGAUCAUUACAUGAAUAAAUGUUAUGCAAGUGUCACAAAAAGUAGUAUAAAUUAUGUGACAAUUUGCCAUUUAC
Messenger RNA from Schistocerca cancellata (South American locust), 1718 nucleotides. Its product is annotated as sodium channel protein Nach-like. Gene Ontology annotation, biological process: sodium ion transmembrane transport. The record is from RefSeq and is a predicted model, not a curated record. Gene Ontology annotation, cellular component: membrane. The coding region runs from base 12 to 1550 and encodes 512 amino acids. Lineage: Eukaryota; Metazoa; Arthropoda; Insecta; Orthoptera; Acrididae. The transcript has 11 exons. Gene Ontology annotation, molecular function: ligand-gated sodium channel activity.